GUCCCAGAGGGCACCAUGAUGCAAUGCUGGCUCUGAAAGCCCCAUUUUUCCCCUGUGUGGUGCUGGGUGCUUGGGGGGAAUGGGCUCAGUGCUCCCCAUGAGGACAGUUAUGGUGCUGUUACAGUUCCUGCCCUCCUCAGUGCCAUGCAAACAUUCCCAAGUCCAAACCCAUUUAAAAAAAGCAGAUAUCUUCCUUAUUGUUCUUGCGUUAGCUAAUCCAGGACCAAAGCCUUUGGGUUUGGAUUUCUCUAAGAUGAAAUACAGAUUUGGACGUAGCUCUCUCCAAGGAGAAACCAGAGCUGUGCAUCUCAGGUGGCACCCAUUUAGCUUGCCAUAAAGCAUGUCAUACAGUGCCAGGCAGUGCUAUCAUGUAACCCAUUGCAGCCUGGGACAGCCACCAGGUGCAGCUCAGAGCCAUUGGGCCCCUUCUUGAACUGGGGACAACACAAUUCUCUCUGAGCUGGGGCAAAAGGGGUUGGAGAUGGGGGUCCUCACCCCAGUGGUGAGGGCAACCCAAGUGCUGCCACAAACUCCACCUGUCACCCUAAAGCUGUUGCAGUCCCAGUAGCCCAUUUCCCCGUGGUCAUAGUAUUGCCCACCUCCAGGUGAUGCCUGCUCUGCUCACGUCAAGAUCUCUAUGGCUGGUUGGGGUUGCUGCUGCCCACCCUCACCUCUCACCUCCCCACUGAUCCAAGAGAUAUUCAUCCUUUUCCUUCUCCCUUUGUUCUGCUUUACUCUGUGUGUCUGCCUUCCCAUGCUGAUUUGGCUCCGGGUUCUGCGGGCUUUAAGAAUCACUUUGGUGAGAGCUGGACCUUGAGAUGUCAUUCUCUUUAUGGGAACCUGCAUUGGUUUAUCUAAAAUAUUUGGUCAUCAGAGACCUCUGCGUUCAGCGGUGCGAAGCCCCGUUGCAGUCAGGUCUGAAAGGUCACUGCACAGGAGCUAUUCCCCAACACCCAGCACCUCGUGUUGACCAUCAUUGGGUCUUUCUUUACGGUCGGUCAGCCUUCCCAGCAUGAUUGAUUGCCCAAAGAGUGAAGCGUUUCAGGAGGGAUGACAAUGUGAUACCAUCUUGUUAACACUCUCUUCCAUCAUAUCAAAUGCCACGAUCUGGCAGUGACAGCCUGGCUUUGUGCUCCGGGGGUGUCUGACCGAUCGUGUUGCGGCACAGUGACAGCUCCAUAAGUACUUUGGCACCUUUGUCAUCCCCUCCUUGGCCCCUAGCUAAGGUAUUUCUUAAAGCUGGAAUUAACGUGUGACAGAAGCUGGCUAAUCUCCUGGAAAUACUUAUUUCCAAGUUUGCAGAAAGUAUUAACUCUGAGCAAGCAUUUUUCUGGGCUAUUACUCCUCCACGCUGGGGAUCAGCCCGUCUAACCCUGUCCUUAAUCAUCACCGCAGCAGAGUGAAUAGUUCACAGCUGUCCCCUGGGCUGGAUGGUGUGACCUUUCCCAGGAGCAGGGUGCAAGGUGCAGGCCUGCAGUGGGGCUGUGUGGGUCUGCAGCCCCCAGGGGACUGUUCUGUACUGCCCCAAAGCUGCUGCUGUGGUGCAGCUCGAGGAGCAGCUCCAAAAUGCUGGAGCCAGUAGUGAGGGGACAACUACCAAAUAUGUUCUGAGCAAUUCAAGUCACUGUUGGUAAGUGCUGGGUAUGGCCACAGGCUGUAGGCACAUCGGGUCUUGCCUUUCAGGCAUGAUGAAUAUCCAGUUCUGAUACCAGCCCCAUGGACUGCCAUGGCAUUGGGAUGGGUGCUGUAUGGCUUUUCCUUCAACAUCCCUAACAUAAGUGCACGGUUACCUGGUGUUUUGACACAGCUUUCAGUCAAGGGCUAAAUUUCAUAUGGAAAAAAAAAGAGUAUUUUACCUGGGCAUGACUUUACAGCCACAUCCACAUCUUGAUACUGCCCCAAAUUAAACUGUUCUAUCCAGCAGCAGUGUGUGCACAUCCCAUGAGCACUGGCACCCAGCAUUGGACUGAAGUUUGCUGCUGCACCUAUUGCUCGUUGCUCAAUAAUUUACCCAACUCCUAAUGUCUGCAAGGAAAUAUUUGCAGUGGAAGUCAUCAGAAACUAUGUCUUGUUUGUUUUGCUCCCCUCUAAUUCUUCUGGAUGCCCUCAGUGACAUCGUUUGCCUCAUUCCUUCUGAAAAGUUCUGUAUAUAAGGAUGCAUGCUGGGGGUCAUCUGCAGAAGGCAGGGGCAGUGGCUGGAGACAUCCUUGCUCUGCAGAGAUCAGUCAGGACUGAAGAUGGGUGUGCUCUGGGUGGUUUUCCUCACUUGUGGCCUGCUCACCUCUUCUGAAGGACUUCUUGGCAGCGCCCCAGUGUCUGCCAGGUUGGAUAAAGGUGUGCUAGAAAAUGCCAUUACAGGGUCACUAGCCAACGGAAACCUUCUCCAGGGGCUGCUGGGUGGUCUGCUUGGCCCCGAUGGACUUCUUGGUGGUCUACUUGGUGGCAAUGGACUUCUUGGUGGUCUGCUUGGUGGCGACGGACUUGUUGGUGGUAUCCUAGGUGGUGAUGGUCUUGUGGGUGGUCUCCUUGGAGGUGGUGGACCUGUUGGUGGUGUCCUCGGCAAUGAUGGUGGUCUUGUGGGUGGUCUUGUUGGCGGCGAUGGACCUGUUGGUGGUCUCCUUGGUGGUGGUCUCCUUGGAGGAGAUGGAGCUGCUGGACCUGUUGGUGGUCUCCUUGGUGGUGGUCUCCUUGGAGGAGAUGGUGCUGCUGGACCUGUUGGUGGUCUCCUUGGUGGUGAUGGCCUUGGGGGUGGUCUCCUUGGUGGUCUCCUUGGAGGAACUGGUAACCAGGGUCAAGGCUCACUUCUUGGAGGAGGUCUUCUUGGCAAGGAUGGUCUGCUUGGCACCGUUCAAGGACUCACAGGGUUGAGAAUUGUGAACAUCACUCUCCCCAAAAUAACUCUGCGCUUCCUGCCAGGAAUUGGUCUCGAGCUGAAUAUCUACACCCAGCUGCUGAUAGAUGGCAAUGGCGCCGUGGGCAGUCUGCUCCAGCUCCAGGUAGAAGCAAACAUCACUGCAAGAGUGCGGCUGGCCCAGGACAAGUCAGGGGCUCUCAGGCUGGUGGUUGAAGACUGCAAGACCCUUCUUGGAGACAUCACUAUCCGUGUUGGACCCAAAGUGCCACUUGUAGAAAAAACCUUAAAGAGUGUCCUUGGGAACGUGCUGCCCAGGCUGCUGUGCCCCGUCGUUGACACCGUGUUGGGCGUCGUGAACUCAUUGCUGGGCUCUGUUACCUCCGUGCUCCCUCUGGGAGCUCUGGGAAACCUCCAGUACACUCUGUCCUCCCUUCCCAUCAUUGGUGACAAGUCCAUCCAGCUGGAUCUGAACCUCCUCCUCAGGGAUGCACAGGGCAACGUGGUGGAGCAAACAGGAGGUCUGUCGAUGCCCAUCACUCUGCCACCAGCUGCAGGUCCUGGUGCACAGCUGGGGCUGUCUCAAGGUGUGCUGGGUGCUGUGCUGGCAUUGGCACAGCGGCAGGGAGCCUUCAGCAUGGACAUCUCCAGCUCAGCGGUUCCCAGCAGCAUCCCAUUGACCACCUCAGCCCUGCUCUCAGCCUUCCCCCAGCUCAGCACUGUAUUGCCUGGGUCGCUGCCCCUGGCACUGCGUGUGCGCCUGGCUGACACACCAGUGGUAGCCCUGAGGGAUGGGAAGGCCACUGCCACUCUGCGAGCAGCCAUCGAUGUCCUCGCACACCGCCCCGGCUUCCCCCCACAGACCCUCUUCACCCUGGACUCGGAUAUCGUGCUGGACAUCACCCCAUCUGUCUCUGGCGGCCGUCUGCACACUGCUCUGGCUGUAGAGAGGGUCAAUCUCAGACUGGCAUCCUCACAGCUCGGCUCCAUCGAUGUCUCCCGGCUUGAAGGAUGGGUGAAGAACAUCCUUGCAGCUGCAUACGUGCCUGCCAUUAACAAUGCUGUGGGGAUGGGGAUCCCACUGCCCAACGUCUUCAACACCAGUUUUGAGAACGGCCAGGUGGAUGUGGCUGAUAACACUUUUGUGAUCAACCAGAGCAGAGAGCUCUAAAACCAGCUCAUACCAGAGGAACCUCCAUUUCACUCCUGAGAUGAGACAUACGAUUCCCUGAGAGCUCCGGCCAUCCCCAAUUGCUUCGUCUUUAUUUUCUCCUGAGCACCAUCUCAGGUUAUCACUGUGGUCCCAGAGACAAGGCUGCUUCUGCUCUGUCCAUCCUGCUGCAGCCCAAGCUGUGGUCUGGAGAUGCUGCUCAGCUGCUUAAUGUCAUGGGGGACUUUCUGUGGCCAAUUCUAACACCCAAAGUCUGGAACCGCAGCUGUUGUUUAGCCAUCAGUGUUGCUCUCAAAUAGCUCUUUCAAUAAAAUCCUUCACUGCGUCAA
Coturnix japonica (Japanese quail) is the source of this 4351-nucleotide messenger RNA. Its product is annotated as BPI fold-containing family B member 3-like. Lineage: Eukaryota; Metazoa; Chordata; Aves; Galliformes; Phasianidae. The record is from RefSeq and is a predicted model, not a curated record. Gene Ontology annotation, molecular function: lipid binding.